Amoebophrya sp. A25 is the source of this 1821-nucleotide messenger RNA. The record is from the annotation of a GenBank genome assembly. NCBI's taxonomy places the organism in Eukaryota, Dinophyceae, Syndiniales, Amoebophryaceae.
AACGCAAACAGUCAGUGUCAGGGCAAGACAGGAAUAGAUUCAACUUUUUUAGUACUCAAGAAACGCUUUUUCUAUACUUUCAUCAUUGGUUCCUAAAUUUCGCUCUUUCAACAACUACACCUCACGACCAACAUGAAGGAUCGUAAACCUCCGUUCCCUUGUGCCCUUCUCAGAGCGUCACUCUCCUGGCUCGUCGUGGGCAGAGUAAACGGCGCAGGAGCUGUUUCCUUGUCCUCUCCGCCACCGCCAUCUAGGGGCAGAGUGCCUUCGUCGCUACGAGCAGAAAUCCACCACGAAGAUCACGAUGACAGUGGCGAAAAUACUAGGUCAUCUCCUGCUUGCGCUUCACCCAGUUCAUCUAGCACAAAGAGUAGCAUUAAGCGUAGCAAUAUAGCGUGUACUUCCAGAAGUUCUUGUAAAAGAAAUUCAGCUGGGAAACUUCUUCUCUCCAGUUUGCCCGCCGCCGCCACCGCGUUCGGCUUAGGUACGGGAGGCACAGCUUGGAGCAGUCUGGCUGCUAGCAGUGUACAUCCGAGUCCAUCUCCAGCUUCUAACAGGGUACUAGAACUGCAACGGCCAUUUCCAGUGUUUUCACAACUUCAAGAUAUCAGUUCAAGUCUCAAUCUGGAUGAUACAGGUAGCUACAAGAACUAUGAGACACCUGGUGUUGCCAAGAUGAACCCUCUACAAGGUGUCGGCGUCGAGACAACACUAGGACGUUGGUGGCGCGCUCAGCAAGAAAAAGAAGAAGAUACUAAAACAGGGAUGAAGCAACAGCAACAGCGAGUGCACGAACAGCGACAUCAAGAACUAGCGCGACAAGAGGAUAUUCUCUCACCAGAACCUGUUGUGUCUCUUCUCUCGCAGCAACUCAACACUCAACAACUAGCACAGAGAACCACGUCGCAGCCACGGCGAAUAGUUGAGCGGGGCGGCGAAUUCCAUGGCACUUGGUUAGAAGAAUUUGACGACAACUACCAGCAUCAAACAGGAAGAGACGGUUUGCCCUAUUACUACAACGAAGUAGCGACAAUAGGUUAAGGGUAGGUUAAAGGUGCUUUUGUGACCGUUAUUUAUGACUCUCCUAAGGGGGACGGCAAUAGCAAACGGUAGAAACGAACACCAAAAACCUACCUCUAAAUAGGAGAAGACCCUUCAUCUCGUUUGCAUUAUCGUGACACACUAGGCCGUAUCUCUUGGGUAGAGGACUAUCCCUUGCCAGAGGAGGAAUACGGGCGUCCGAAGGAGAUUUCAUUUGAUGAGUGGAUGGCACGAUCCGACAGAAUGCAGUUCAUGAAACCAGUGACUGAGAUUGAUCAUCUGUAGGUCAGCGUCAGUGCGCUAGGGAUCAGGGGGCAUAAUUGUUGUAAGCAUCAAAAAACACAGUUCAAUUCUUGCGUAGGUCUGUGCAUCAAAUAACAUUCAGUUCUAGAGAAUAAAGUUCAGUGGCAAUCAUUUUUGUGAUUCAAGAAUGAACAUGAAGAGUUGUAUUUCGUUUUGUUGCUCUAAAAUUAUAGAUUUCGUGUCUCAUAGGCUAGAUUUUCAUCACAAUCACAAAACAUAAGUACCUCUAAACACCAGUAUGCGGCAUACUCAUACGUAUUACAAGCGAAAACGUUCGCGAAAUGCAGCAGUAGUUUUUAAGCACUAACUAUACACAAAAUCAGACAACUCGUGUGUAAAAGCGGCGAAGUUGUCGUUCUUCUGACGUUCUUGAGUCAAGCACGACUCUCACUUUAUCUCUUACGACGAACCUUUUGUACAUCUUUUCGACGUGGAGAAGGAACAUUUUCGACCAGCAACCUAUCCGGUAUGCUAUCC